Messenger RNA from Exaiptasia diaphana, 2066 nucleotides. RefSeq lists its product as uncharacterized. The record is from RefSeq and is a predicted model, not a curated record. Lineage: Eukaryota; Metazoa; Cnidaria; Anthozoa; Actiniaria; Aiptasiidae. The transcript has 3 exons. Gene Ontology annotation, molecular function: protein binding. Bases 63 to 1202 code for a protein of 379 amino acids.
UCCAAACAUUGGAGGAGCAAGCGAUUCAUACCAAAAUUCUUCUAAGUCCUCACCUGCAAGACAUGAUCAACGCAGCAAAGAACUUGACUCUUACUCAYAAUGAAGCGUUUAUCGACGGUUCGGUCUGUUUUGCUGAUAGCCUCAUCCAYGUWGAAGGAGGCACUGAUCACCACMGGGUGCAACUCUUAGAAGCUGCAUAUAACAUACAGAAAAAACUCAACCUCAAGAGCCUCUGUGCCUGUCGCUUGCUKGGCGAUCUCGGGUAUACUUACAGAGAGGCAGGAAGGCUAGACGACGUGAUUCCAGUCUUAGAAGAAGCUAUCAUCAUCGCUGAGCAACAUGAAGGAUUGGAAUGGAUGAAACAGAGGUCGAAAAUUCUCAACAUACUUGGCUGGACGUAUCGCGAGAUGUACCAGCUUGACCUAGCCUCUGCAUACAUGUUAAUGUCCGUCGAUGUCACCAAACAGGCGUACGGAGACCAGCACGACGAAGUCAUUGAACGUCUCUGUAACUACGGUAUUAUCUUGAACGACUCCUGGAAGAAUUUAGAGGCCAUUGAAGUCAUGGAAGAGGCUCAAAGAAUUGUGGAAGCUUUGGGAACUGAUAAAUCUGUAGUUCGUGCUCAGGUUGCGAACUACACAGCCAAGAUCUACCUUCGGGCGUUUCUUGGAGUGUACUAUUCAGAAGGGCUGACAAAAGAAGCCAGAGAUCUUCUCGCCMAAUCUAAAACUCUCCAUGAAAAAGCUCUUGAUAUUUACGAACACCUUCAUGGAAAAGAACACAARUUUUACCUCGGAACUGCCAUGACAUAUGCCACUGUCCUUUGCCAUGUUGGACAAGCAGAUAUCGGGCAAGCGUUCUGUGAAGAAGCCGUCAGAGUAUAUCGUUCUUCAGGCCACUUUGCCUGGCCCCGAGUGGCAACAAUUUUAGCUGAUAUCUACCUGGUAAAAGGCAUGUUUAGUGAUGCAAAAAGGCUUCUCGAAGAGGCCAUUCAAGGACUGAAUGAAUUUGGUGUCGACAAGAGAAAUCCACGAAUAUGGCUUCCWCAUGCUCGACUCGCUGAAGCUCUUAUUAACACUGGAGAGCCAGAGCGAGGAAUUGCUUUGUUGAAACAAUGUCUAAAUGGAUGGAAUGACUUACAUCCAGAGCACUACUGGGUUGUGAGAGCGCGAAAAAUCUUGGAAAAUGUUCCCAGCUUCUGAGCUUUUUUAUACGUACGUGAAACAGUGCUUCGUUUGCACUUCCCAAUUUUCGGGAUUUUGUGCAAUUUCUUACACAAUGUUUCACGGAUACAGUAAUCCAUUGAACGCUGUGCAUUUGUAAAGACAUUAAGACAACAGCAAAGUCUUUUAGAUAUAUCAUAACUUUAAUGGUUUUGAAAGAAUAAUUCAACUUUAAGCUGCAAAACGUCACUGAAAUGUCAACUGCAUUUGAUUUUGUUUAUCUGGAGUUUUACAUUGGAAAACGUUCUAGGAGUAUUAAUUUUUUUUUGGAAAAUGGUUUUGUUGUUGUCUUUACAACUGAACAACGUAGAUGUGAUUGACUGUAUAUUGAAUUCACUUUAUUGUUAUUCAAAUUAUGUGUUGCUAGAAGUACGGUAUAUUAUUUUUGGAUAACUUAGUGUUAAUUUAGUGUUAUUUAUUAUAAAKAUUAUAUAUUGAUGUUAUAUAGUAUAGUAUAAUAUUUUUUUUGAUAAUUUAACUAUUAUUUAAAUUAUAGAUGUUCUAACAUAUUUUAUGUGCUAGCAGUCAUAUAAUGUUUCUUUGCAUUUGAGAAACUGAAAAUCUUAAUUAAAUUAAAAGAAAAAUAUUUAGCAAAAGAAAASCUCAAGAACUUUUCACCAUCAGAGUGUUUUCGUYUGAGAAUAUACGAAAUUUUUGUAAUACAUGSCAACUUCCGAWCCAUUUACAAGGUUUUAGCUUUCGAACGAGCGUCGCUUUUGAACGAAUUGAUUAUUCGACAGCGUAUAUAGAAUGAAGAUGCUGAAACUUUUUAACUGUGAUAUAAUCAACACUUAGACCUCGAGGUCGAUCGAGUGGACUACGAGCUAAUAGCCCAUGAGGCCA